Messenger RNA from Diaporthe batatas, 2652 nucleotides. RefSeq lists its product as uncharacterized. Bases 499 to 2178 code for a protein of 559 amino acids. Gene Ontology annotation, molecular function: ubiquitin binding. The transcript is spliced from 2 exons. Lineage: Eukaryota; Fungi; Ascomycota; Sordariomycetes; Diaporthales; Diaporthaceae. The record is from RefSeq and is a predicted model, not a curated record. Gene Ontology annotation, cellular component: nucleus. Gene Ontology annotation, biological process: proteasome-mediated ubiquitin-dependent protein catabolic process.
GCAACUUCAACUUCAACACCGACCGUCACAUCUUCCAUUCCUCCCCACAUACCUAGCCAGUCUCUGCAAGUGAACACUGCAGAUGCCAGAGAUACGUCGGAGAGCAUAUGCAGUCGACCUCCAGUGAUUUGAAGCUCUAUUGACGCCACCCACCCCACCCGCAGCUGCAUUUCGCCCGCGUCUGGAACCCCACCAAAAGCUCGAUCAAACAGGGGCCGAGCUUCGUGUGGCCGGACGGAACCCGACCAGAGGACCAGGCCCAAAGCCAGCCCAAGCGAUCGACUUUUGGACCUGGCCUUUACCCUUCCCUCACUCCCCUCUCCCACUGUCCACACGAUCCUCAAGCUGUUGGUCCAUCCACUCGACCUGCUCGCCGGUUCUUCCGUCAGCUUGACCGCUUCGAGAACGAACGAACAUCUUCGUACCCUUCCGACUUGCCCGCAAACGAACCCUCGACGAGAAGAGCGAAGCACACAACUCACGCUGCAAACUGUCAAGAUGGCUGACGACACAGUCGCCCAGUUCAUGUCCAUUACGGGCGCCAACGACACCGUCGCCGCUGGCUGCCUGGGCAUGACCGACAACGACGUGAUGGCCGCCGUCAACCUGUAUUUCGAGAACCCAGAGAUCGCGAGCUCCUUCACUGCCCAAGCCCCGGCCGCCGCGCCUGCGUCCUCCUCGACUGCGCCGGCAUCCCGAGCACAAGGCACAUCUUCGAGUCGGAACCUAGGCCGACAGGACGAGCGAGGCGUCAUUCACAUAAGUGACGAUGACGACGAUGACGAGCCCAUUCAGAUUGACGACGACGAUUCAGAAGAAGUAGACCACUCUCACCUCCAGCGUAUUGCGCAGGAGAGCGACGACGCCGCCAUGGCCCGACGCUUGCAGGAAGAGAUGUACGGGGGUGGCGGCGCUCGUGGUGCAGAUGACGUGCGAGCUCCUAUUGCCAGGACGACGGAAACGCUGGUUGCGCCUAGUGGGUAUGGCGCACCGAUCGACGAUGAUGGGUUUGGCGGGCUAGAGCAACUCCGUAGACACACGAGGCCUCGACCCGCUGGUAACCCAUUCGGCCAGUCGAUCUGGGAGGAUUCAGACAACCCGCCGCCGCCGCCAAUGUCAUUUGCCUCCGCGGCAGGCGGCUCCAGCGGGGAGCAGAGCCGAGCACAACGUCUUGCGGACCUGUUCCGCCCGCCGUACGAGCUGAUGGAAAACAUUGCCUGGGACGAGGCCAGAGACAUAGGCAAAGAGGACAAGAAGUGGAUCCUGGUGAAUGUGCAGGACAUGAACGACUUCAACUGUCAGGCGUUGAACCGAGACAUCUGGAAAGAUGCGGCCAUCGUGGCCCUCGUGAAGGAGAACUUCAUCUUCCUCCAAUACGCUAAGGACGACCCCCGCGCCAACGAAUACAACACCUUCUACUUCCCCCCACACGCGCAGGAGAACAAGGACAACUUCCCACACGUGUCGAUCAUUGACCCCCGGACGGGAGAGCAGGUCAAGGUCUGGACAGGCAUCCCAUUCCCCAGCGCCCAGGCAUUCCAUGCGGACCUCGUGGAGUUCCUCGACAGGUACUCGCUGGAACAGAAUCGCAAAAACCCCGUGUCGAAGCAGAAGCGGGCCCAGGCGCCUGUUGACGUGAACCGGAUGACGGAGGAGGAGAUGCUAGAGAUGGCGUUGAGGAACAGCCUGGACACGAACUGUGGGAAUGGAAGCUCUAGCAAUCUGAAUGCGGUGCAGGACCCAGACGACCUGACAAAGUCCGUGGAGCUGGAGAAGGGCAAGGGUAAGGCCGUUGCAACGUCCGGCGCGGACGAGAUCAUGGGGGGAACCCCGCAGGCCGAGGCGCAGGAACCGGAGCCAGAAUCGGCCUCGUCGUCCUUGUUCGCCUCUAUCGGCUCCGACAGGCCCCAUUCUGAGCCUGCCAACGGCCCCACGGUCACGAGAAUCCAAUUCCGCCAUCCCGAGGGGCGAGUGAUCCGGCGGUUCAACACGGCGGAGCCCAUCCGGCGAAUCUACGAGUGGCUCAAGUCGGAGCCGAUCACGGCAGACAAGGCAGGGUGGGAGUUUGAGCUCAAGACGGUGCCCGAGGGCAAGGACCUGAUCGAGCUGUUGGACCAGACCAUCGAGCAGGCCGGCCUCAAGCAGGCCACGGUGAUGAUUGAAUACAUUGAGGCCUGAGCCGUGUCACAUCCUCCUGGGUGGGUGAGUGGGUAGGCAACAUGCCAGUUGGCAGGUGGGAGGAUCCUCUGAUUUCGAAUUAAGAGGCAGGCGGCACAGGUCGCUCGGGACAGAGCACAGGUCACUGGUCACAAAUCAGAUCGCGGCUGCUGGUUGUCAUGAGGCUGUUGUGCCCAAGAUUACGGCGGGCCCAAGGCCCAUGGCCCAUGAGUCUCGCGAUCAUUUUUAUUAUUCAUCUUUUGAAAGGCGUCACGGUCAGGGAUGGAUGUUGGGAAAUCGGGUUCAGGUAGACAACACACGAACUUUUGCGAGGAGGUUUGAACCAGAGGACCCGGCCGGCCUCCAUCAGCAUAGAGAUAUGACCUUUAUUUAGCAUUGCGCCCGAGUGAGAGGGGGGUGGGAUUAGAUGCCCAUCGACCCGUCGCUCUUCAGUCAGAGAUGGAAAUGAUUCAAAAUAACGGACUGACAUCAUGA